AUGGCAGAUUUUCAACUGAGAAAGUGUGCAAAAAGUGAGCAGACUCAUGAAGAGGAUCGUAUUAGUCUGCUUCCAACUGAGAUCCUUCUUUACAUUCUCUCAUUUCUAAAGCUGAAAGAAGUUGCUAGAGCAAGUCUAGUGUCCAAACGUUGGAUGGGAUUUUGGAUGUUUGCUGUUCAACUUGAUUUUGAUGCUUCCAAAGUUUUAAAACAAUUAUCUGCAUUGGAUGAUAAUAAUGUCCUUAGAGAGAAGAGGCGCUGGUAUGUUGAGUGGGUGAAUAAAGUACUGCAAUCGCACAAAGCCAUGGUGAUUGACGAGUUUAGGAUUUGCUUUGAAUUGGACAAAUCCUCUCAAGAUGAUAUUGAUAAAUGGCUCCGCUAUGCAUUUUCUAGGAGGGUUCAGACGCUAGAAUUGAACUUUUUAAUGCACGGGCACCCUGAGUUUUUAAUUUUCAAGCCUUAUCUUUUCCCGUCAUGCAGGAUCCUUGAUCAAAGUUGUGAGAAAAGUUCAGCUGAAUCUCCUUCUGCUGACCUUGACAAUGGCAUCUGUACUCUCCCACUGACUGACUUUAAAUCCCUCAAAUCAUUGACUUUAGCAGGCGUUGAUAUCACUGAGAAGACUCUUAAUUUUUUAAUUAACAACUUCCAUUGUCUCGAGCGUCUCACCGUGAGUGGCUCACACUCGAGAGAUUUGACAAGUGUUGCAGUUUGUCGUUCGUCUCUAAAAUAUCUUGAAUUAACCUAUUGUCAUUAUUUGAAAUCCAUCAUUGUGCGUGAUACGUGUCUUGCCUCACUUAAAAUUAGUUGGGUGUGUGACUUGGUGCUUGAAAAUGUCCCGAUGCUUGUGAAUGUAUGGGUUUCCAGAUGGAUGAUCAGGCAAGUAAUCCCACUGCUUUCAAGCCUCCUAUCAAGAUUGGAGGUUCUUACCUUACUUCUCUUCAAUCUUGAGAAUAAAGAGGAACGGGGUUUUCAUGAGGUUCCCCAACUAACUGGAUUGAAGCAAUUAAUCUUAACCGUUGGGGCAUAUAAAGAUGAUAGCCUUAUUCGUAUAACUUCUUCGUUUGUGCAAGCCUCCCCUAACUUGGAGAAGUUUGUAUUGGAGUUGCAUUGGCACGGUGUCCGUCGAACAGAAAGAAAAAUUGAGAAAGUUUCAAGUCCUCCUCUUCAACGACUUAAAGUUGUGGAGAUCCUUGGGUAUUUUGGUCGUAAAGCAGACGAUGAACUUGUCAUGUACUUUUUAGAGAACGGCACUGCUCUUGAAAGAAUAAUCCUUGACCCUCGUUCCCCGGAGAUUAUGUAUCGCAAACGUAUCAAGAAACCAAAGGCAGAGAAGAUGGCCAGAAUUCAUGCCGGGGCGCUGUUUAAGGAAUUGAUGAUACCUUCAUUUGUUGAAUUAGUCAUUCUUUAG
Messenger RNA from Oldenlandia corymbosa var. corymbosa, 1407 nucleotides. Lineage: Eukaryota; Viridiplantae; Streptophyta; Magnoliopsida; Gentianales; Rubiaceae. The record is from the annotation of a GenBank genome assembly.